CAAAGUUUUGCGCAUUGGCAAAUGAACAACGCGUACCUUUUCCCGCAACGCGUUUCUGCUUGGAUCUGCUUUCGACUCAACUGGUAGCUACGGCUGCUACGGCUUAUGCUCUCACUAUCAUGGCCGAGGUCCACAUAAUAGGGACGCUGGCGGGCGCUUCAGGGUUCCCGUCAUCCCAGCUGCGUUGCAAAUGGCGCAUCGUUGCUGGUGACGGCUGGCGGCUUAUUGAAGGAGAUGUGGAGGGAAGUACACAGGUUGACAUGCCCCAGGCAAGCAAGUUUACAGCAUGGAGCCAUCCAUUGGAUCUACAUUACGCGACGAAGACAGUGACAGGUUGGCCAAAGAUACAGGUCCAAGUCCUCCGGAGAGACUGGCUGGGGCGGGAUGAACUAUAUGGCUAUGGCUUCACACACAUCCCAACAACACCUGGCGAGCAUAAGCUUGAGAUAGUCACUUGGCGACCUGCAUUAUCAACAUUUGAUUCCCUCUACUCAUGGAUUUUUGGCACAACACCGACGCUAGUAAACACAGACCUGGUACACACCCCCACGGAUAGAUUCCGCCUCACAACAUGCUCAAUGGGCAAAGUGCAUCUCAACGUUGGCAUCAUUUUGCGAAAUUUUGAGGGAUACGGAGUCGCGAUGUAGUAGUUGAGGGUUGUUCUCCGUUUUUUUUUUUUGGAAUUGUUGGGGACGGGGAUGUAGGAAGGCGUGUGACAGCGGCGACAUACGGACGAUAGCUGCAACACGCGUACAUGAACAGUGGUGACUGCCACGAAUAUGUGCCUGGUGCUUGGUAACGCCUUUCUUAUUACGCAGCCCGCAUGCGAAAUGUGUAUAUGAUAUAUAUAUGUGGAAAUCGUCGCAAUCCAUGAACGUUUUCGCACGCUGGCCCAGUAGUACACCCCAGCUUCAUCGU
This is a messenger RNA of Fimicolochytrium jonesii, 918 nucleotides long. RefSeq names its product b9 domain-containing protein 2-like protein. The transcript is spliced from 5 exons. Gene Ontology annotation, biological process: cilium assembly. The record is from RefSeq and is a predicted model, not a curated record. Bases 120 to 647 code for a protein of 175 amino acids. NCBI's taxonomy places the organism in Eukaryota, Fungi, Chytridiomycota, Chytridiomycetes, Spizellomycetales, Powellomycetaceae. Gene Ontology annotation, cellular component: MKS complex.